Molecule: messenger RNA, 888 nt
Organism: Acanthosepion pharaonis
Lineage: Eukaryota; Metazoa; Mollusca; Cephalopoda; Sepiida; Sepiidae
Source: the annotation of a GenBank genome assembly
AUGUUCUCCCAUAUUUUUUCUAUAUUGCGUAUGAUCGUUUCAAUGUACAGACGAUCCUUCGUUCUUUCGUUUAAAUUAAUUCCCGAGUGUGAAACGGGCGAUUGGCAAAUCUAUCUAUCUAUCUAUCUAUCUAUCUAUCUAUCUAUCUAUCUAUCUAUCUAUCUAUCUAUCAUUUAUUCGAAAGAAGCCUCGUGGAUUAAUAAACUGCGUAAACGACAUCGGCUCUGGAGCAACCUGCCCGACCUGAGCCUUUUCUCCAACAUCCAAAGCCCCAUGGCCCUCUGGAACCGCCACGUGACCAUGUCGACUAAGACCGAAGAGGAAUCUUUAGAUUCUAGUUCACGUAGUAGCGAGCAUGAAUCGGCCACUGGAAGAAUCAACAAUGCUCUACAGAAGAUCAGAUCAGAGCUGUCUGAAAUCCGAGAUCAAGAUUUAAAACUUCUGAAACAACUGAUUCAAAUCAGUGAGACAAUCAAAAGAUUGAGCGAAGAUCGCUUGAGCAAGCGACGCACGUGGUACGGACAACGCCAGUCAGUGUGCAGCGAAUCAGCCGAACUCUAUUUGGAUAUUGAGCCGCUCACGCCAGAUUUGGACGACUAUCGAGAAGCAAUUCUAGUGCGGCAGUUCAGCGAACCGGUAUCUUUUUCCCGGGAUGACCUGCUGGACAUGAGAACAAAUCUAAGCAUCUUCGAUGGACCCAUUGCCCUGGACAGUAGCGACACGAUGGACCAAAGCUGGCCACCUAAUUUUUCUCGAGUUCAGCUUCGUCAUCGGCCUCACUCUGUGUCGACAGAGUGUCCAUACCAGCGACGACGAGGAGGAAGGAUCCCGGACACCAGUGAACGACUGGAGUUUUUUCCCUGCCAGUGGUCGCAGAAGUUCAAAUAG